GUUGGAAUUACCCACGAUGUUGGAAUAUACUGCGUUUACCCUAUUGAAAAUGAGUCCAGUUGGAGCUGCCAGAUUUCAACAAGUAGGAAAAUUCCAAUCCUGUUAAAUAACAGUCUGCCUAGCAAUAAAGGCCAGCAGUAUGCUGGCCUUUAUUUAUUUUAUAUUUAAUUAGCAGCAGCAUGGGCAUGCUUAAAAUGGUAAGCUUUUGAUUUUUAGUAAAUCAUUAAUCUUAAUAUUUUUUCAUGCAGGUCUCAAUCACAACCAUGGCAGUUUCUACUUCUGAUUCUUCAGUUGCUUUAAAACUGAGUAAAAUAUCUUCAUUUUUGACGUCAUUUCAAGUAGAAAAACCUGCUCACCUAGCACUAGCAGUAAGAUCUUCAUUGCUGGAGGUAUCCAACAAUCAAGAAAAUGACAAUCCAAAUCUUUGUCUACCUAGAGAAAGAGUAACGAAUCACCCAUCAGAUUCCUAUAUCACAUCAGCUGACACAGAACUUGCAAAAAAUCUGCAAGAUCAGCUUGUUGGCCAAGAUAAAUUGCAGCACAACAGUGUUGCUACUUAUUAUAACAGUGAGCUUGAACUGUUCACUGAUCAGUCUUUCAAGAGCUUGGGAAAACGUCUGGAAACAUAUGGUCACCACCGUUGGAUGCUUCGGUCUGAUGUGCUGAGUGUGUACAAAUGUGCUCGUCUGGGCUGGUUUAUGAGCAGCCCUGACAUGCUGCACUGCUCUGACUGCCAGGAGCGUCUGCCACUCAUCCUGCCUUCUCCUUCUGCUACCAAGUCUUAUGAGAGAGCGCUGGAGCUGCUCCACGAGCGCCUUCUAACUAAGCAUCUAAAGAGCUGCCGGUGGCGUUUCUACCAUGCCUUGUUGUCCUGGUGUCGACCACCUCCUGUACUUGAACCGCCUGCCAUCUAUGCCUUAGUCCAACUAGCACAUUACAUCGCGUCAGACAUGACCCAGGAGCAGACUUAUCUUGCUGACGAUGGUGUUCCUCUGAUGAACCAAUUGGUCCUGAGCCAGUCUGCAGUGGAAGAUAUACUCGGGCCUGGUUACAGUGGCGCCCAACGCACAGCGCUGCUGCUCCUCCUCACUGGCUGGAAAAGCACCAAAAUUGCAGGAACUUUGAGGUGUGAGUUGUGCAAACGGCGCAUUGGCCUGUGGUGCUUCCGUUCUACCAAAGAACACGAGGAUCUUUUGUCUCCAUCUGCUAUGGUGCAUGAAAACCUACACGAUUCUGUAGUCGACAGCGCUAUGUCCAUUGUGACCCAAGAAUCGCAUGCAGAGUUGGACGUCCCCAACUCAGAAGCAAGGGUAAACAUUGAACAUUCGGAUAUAACUUCAGCCAUUACCACCUCUCUUAAUGUCCAGGAGGCACUCUAUGCAAAUUCUGAGUUAAACCCCUUAAAUUUAGAAACGGUAUCAGAAAAUAGUGACGUGCAACCUGUGGCACAUAAUUCUGAAUCAUCCGUGAUGGCAGAAGGAAGUGUCUCCGAUGCUCCUAUGCUUGAAAAAUCCAUUUGCGAUAAUGUGCCGGACGAAAUUAGAACCAAUAAAUGUUCUGAUUCUGAGGAGACAAGUCAUACUGUUGGCGCUCGCGAUGAUGAUGAUGAUCACGCCAUGUUGGUUGAUGAAGAAGCACCUUCAAAAAUUGUAACGGAAAAUAUUCCCUGUGAUGAAACACCCGUCGUUUCUGAAGUUGACUGCAGCAUUCCGGAGACAAAUGAGCCCUUAGACACAGUGGCUGAUGCAUCAAAUAAUACAGGAAAGAGAAAGCGCCCAGACGAUGACGAUGUGGACCCUGCACAAGAUGAGUUGCCGUCUGAAGGAGAUGAGGGUCGAUUGAGCAAGAAAACCAAAAUAUCCGAGGAUCAGAGUUCAAAUGAAACUUUGAAAGUGGCAAAUUCUUCUGAAUCUGAGAAACCGCCACGCCCGGUGCUAUGCCCUCUUGGUCAACACCACGCUUGGUGUGCGUGGGUGACCCCCACGGAGCAUCAGGUGCUGCCCAGAGACUCUGUGCCACCAGAGGAGCGUGGCGAGCCUGGCUACCGCGUGAUGAGUGAGCAGCUCCAACGCACACUGCAGCGCGCCACUGCACAGCGAUGGACGCAGUCAGAAAAAUACAGCUCUUGCGUCGAGGGCGUCCGCAGCGUCAGGACUCUCCUGUCCUCCUGGCUACUCGGCGGUAAUUCUACAUCAUGACUCCUUUUUGCAGAACAAGUUUAAUAAUUAUCAUCAUCAUUCAAUUGUAUAUUAUAUAUCAUGUUUAUUUAAGGAAUUUUGUUCUUUUUUCGUCCUCCCAACAACUCCGUCACGAUUUUUGUACUUUCGAGUUAUUUUGAUGCCGCAAUCUGAUGCCGCACUGCUUUUUGUUGUGGCAUUUGAUUGUGUCGCCAUGUUUGUACUGUUCUCGAUAGUCUCUGUGCAAUCAUUAUGUCUCAAUUUUCCGUUUCUUAUUCUUUUAACGUUCAAUAAGUUCAAUCUUAGCAUUUAAUGAGGUACAAAUUUUUUAACAAAUAAGGGAGAACGCUUACAAGAUAUGAAACAAGAAAAGCGGCGCUACUCUUUUGGCGAGAUACAGGAUUUCCGUUGAAAUAUUGAUCAAUAUUUUCUAAAAAAUAUAAUCGAGAACAUUUUGUCACAGUGAAGUUGAGCUGUAGCCAUUAUCUUCGUUAGUAAUAAAAAACUUACUUGUAGAUGCCUUGACGAUAGAGGUUCUUGCUCACUAAAAUAAACU
Hyalella azteca is the source of this 2733-nucleotide messenger RNA. RefSeq lists its product as uncharacterized. The record is from RefSeq and is a predicted model, not a curated record. The transcript has 8 exons. Gene Ontology annotation, cellular component: nucleus. The coding region runs from base 243 to 2198 and encodes 651 amino acids. Gene Ontology annotation, molecular function: zinc ion binding. NCBI's taxonomy places the organism in Eukaryota, Metazoa, Arthropoda, Malacostraca, Amphipoda, Hyalellidae.